UUCAUGGACUGCAGUGGUGGGAAGGUAUGGUUUGAGGUUGGAGAUCCCAGUGACUUCAGGGUGAGUGAGGAUGGGGUAGUUUACGUCCUGCGGUGCAGCCUCACAGGAAAGCAAAAAGCCACAGUGGUGGUUUAUGCUGGAGACCUGCUGUCCAAAGAGGUCUGGAAGACCAGAGUGCACCUCCACAUCCGUUCUGGCAACAGCACAGGACCUGAGCAGGUAAAGCCCAGUGAUGCAACACUGACUCAGCAGGUACCAGAGAUCUUGUUUCCAUGGCGUAGUGUGGUUGUCAGGGGUGAUGGCACUCUGAGGCGGGUGAAAAGGGACUGGGUCAUUCCGCCUAUCAACGUCCCUGAGAACUCACGAGGACAGUUCCCCGAGGACCUAGUCCGAAUCCGCUCAGACCGGGACAAGAACCGAAUGCUGCGUUACAGCGUGACAGGUCCUGGGGCUGACCAGCCUCCAAAUGGCAUCUUCAUCAUCAACCCAAUCUCAGGCCAGCUGUCUGUCACCAAGCCUUUGGACAGAGAGCACAUCUCCAAUUUUCAUUUACGAGCUCACGCCGUGGACCUGAACGGGAAUCAGGUGGAGAACCCCAUCGACAUUGUCAUUAAUGUCAUUGACCAGAACGACAAUAGACCAGAGUUCACACACACCAUCUUCAACGGCUCUGUACCUGAGGGAUCCAAGCCUGGCUCCUUUGUGAUGACUGUCACAGCUGUGGACAAAGAUGAUCCAAAAACUGCCAAUGGGAUGCUGCGAUAUAAGAUUCUCUCCCAGAAUCCUCAGAGCCCCUCCUCCAACAUGUUCACCAUUAACAACAAAACGGGUGACAUCAUCACUGUGGCAGCGGGCCUCGACAGGGAGAAAGUCACCCAGUACACCCUGAUCAUCCAGGCUACAGAUAUGGAGGGAAACCCCACGUACGGCCUGUCUAACACUGCCACCACUGUCAUCAGGAUCACUGAUGUUAAUGACAACCCCCCUGAAUUCACCACAGACACAUUCUUUGGGGAGGUCCAUGAGAACAGGGUGAAUGUGAUCGUUGCUAACCUAACAGUGACAGACAAAGACCAGCCUCACACUCCGGCCUGGAGUGCUGUGUAUCGCAUCAUCGAUGGAGACUCCACCGGACGCUUCUCCAUCCCUACUGACCCCACUACCAACGAGGGCCUGCUCACUGUGGUCAAGCCAGUGGAUUUUGAGCUGACCCGUUCCUUCAUGCUGACAGUGGAGGCGGUGAAUGAGGUUCCGCUGGCCCGAGGCAUCCAUCUGCCUCGUCAGUCCACAGCAACUGUCUCUGUUCGAAUCCUGGACAUCAAUGAGAGUCCAGAGUUCAGCCCCAACCCCAAGCCCAUCAAACUGGAGGAGGGUCUACCUGCAGGGUCUCUGCUCACCACCUUCACUGCCCAGGACCCUGACCGCUUCAUGAGACAGACAGUCCGGUACUCCAAGAUGUAUGACCCUGCCAACUGGCUGGAGAUUGACCCGGUUAACGGUCGGAUUUCCACCAUCGCCAUCCUUGACCGAGAGUCUCCCUACGUCAAGAACAACCUGUACAAUGUUACCUUCAUGGCUUCUGAUAAUGGUAUUCCACCUGCCAGUGGGACAGGCACCCUUCAGAUGUAUCUGCUGGACAUUAAUGACAAUGCACCUCACGUGUUCCCCCCUGAGGUAGAAAUGUGUGAGAAGCCAGAUCCCAAUGCCGUUAACAUCACAGCCAGUGACCCUGACCUGACCCCUAACGCUGGACCCUUUGCCUUUGAGCUGGCCAAUCGUCCAUCAGAUGUACGCCGCAACUGGACACUCAGUCGUGUCAAUGGUGAGUAUGCUCAGCUUCGACUGCAGAUCAGCUCCUUGGCCAGCGGGAUCUAUGAGGUUCCGAUCAUGAUCACAGACUCUGGCAAUCUCCCGAUGUCCAACACAUCCUACCUGAAGGUAAAGGUCUGUCAGUGUGAUCACCAUGGGGACUGUGUGGACAUGGCGCGAAUCAUUGCCGCAGGACUGGGCACUGGAGCCAUCAUUGCCAUCCUCAUCUGUAUCAUCAUACUGCUAGUGCUGGUGCUGGUCUUUGUGAUGUGGAUGAAGAGGAGGGAUAAAGAGCGUCAGGCCAAGCAGCUCCUCAUUGACCCAGAGGAUGAUGUCCGAGACAAUAUCCUCAAAUAUGACGAGGAGGGAGGUGGAGAGGAGGACCAGGUACAUGCACACAUUAACACACACACACACACACACACACACACACACACACACACUGAUCUGUCCCAUUUCACUAUCUCUAUAUCUGUGAUGUCUAGUAUGUUAUCUCUGAUGGGCUUAGCUGAAUACAGGUUAGUGUUACAAUGGAUGUGACUGGAGGUUUUUGACUCUGGGUUUACCUUGUACGCAAUGAUAGUUGCACCGAUGUUUGU
This is a messenger RNA of Lates calcarifer (barramundi perch), 2408 nucleotides long. Its product is annotated as cadherin-2-like. NCBI's taxonomy places the organism in Eukaryota, Metazoa, Chordata, Actinopteri, Centropomidae. Gene Ontology annotation, cellular component: adherens junction; neuron projection; postsynaptic density. Gene Ontology annotation, molecular function: cadherin binding; calcium ion binding. Gene Ontology annotation, biological process: calcium-dependent cell-cell adhesion; blood vessel morphogenesis; brain development. The record is from RefSeq and is a predicted model, not a curated record.